Molecule: messenger RNA, 1901 nt
Organism: Zophobas morio
Lineage: Eukaryota; Metazoa; Arthropoda; Insecta; Coleoptera; Tenebrionidae
Product: abscission/NoCut checkpoint regulator-like
Exons: 5
Coding region: 69-998 (309 amino acids)
Biological process (GO): abscission; mitotic cytokinesis checkpoint signaling
Cellular component (GO): centrosome; cleavage furrow; midbody
Molecular function (GO): zinc ion binding; phosphatidylinositol-3-phosphate binding
Source: RefSeq, a predicted model, not a curated record
ACUGUAGUUAAUUGGUUAUAAGUUAUAACUAUAUAUCAAAUUGUUAUAUAUUUUUCCGCAUUUCUAUUAUGUCUUGCAACCACUGCAAUACCAAGUUUAAUUUUUUCCAUAAAGAAAUGGGUUGUUCAAAUUGCGGGCUUUCCUUUUGCAAUAAAUGUUUAAAGCAGAAAUGUAAAAUACCCAAUAAGGGGCUUAGUGAACAUAAUGUAUGUAAACUGUGUUAUUCGAAGUUAGCAUCUGGUACAAGUACAACACAGCCAAUGAAUAUUCCACCGCCGGAUGCGUUCAUAAAAAGGUUAGAAAAUUUGGAAAAUCCUCUAGCGCCACCAAUUACGAUGUAUAAAACGGACCCGAAAAUUCAAGCUUUGAGGAGUGGAUUGUCACCUGCCGAUCAGAAAAUUCUUGACCGAUUAGAAAGACUUAAAGAAGAAAAAGGUCCCCCUCCAACGGAAGGCGAAUUGAGGCGGAGACUUGCUAGUUUGAAGGGUGAAAACGAUUACGUGGAAGGACCAAGCAAACCUUUGUUUACUGUUGAUACAAGGACAGAUCAACAAAAAGCUGAUUCAUUGUUGGAACAGUUUGUUAGUGAGAGAGACAUUGAAUUGGCUCAUAAUCCUCAAGAUGAAAUUGAAGCAAGGUUGGCUACUUUACGAGAACAGGGUGUGAGACCAAAUGAGGGACCAUAUAUUAGUAACUUACAUGAUUCCAGUAGUUCAGAAGAGGAAGUUGAUAAAAUUACUAAAAAGAUAAUGGACGAAGUAGCAAUCGAAGAACGUUUACCCAAACAAACCUUUAAAAAACUGACGCCAAGUUCUUCUAAUGAAGAAGAGGUAGAUCGGUCUUCACCAGAACUUCCAUGGUGCGUCCUAUGUAAUAACGAUGCCAAAUUCCGAUGUUUCGACUGUGGAGGGGAUUUAUACUGCGGCGAAUGUAACAUCGAAGUGCAUAAAAACUGGGCCGACACUGAUCAUAAAGUUGUUCCAUUCAAGCCAAAAUGAAUUGUCCUCCAACACAAAGCACAAACUAGAUAGUUAUAUAUUUCUAUUAUUACAUAUUUUUACAACGGAAUCAAUAUUUUGCUUAAUACGAACUUUCUCGCCUCAUUUUAACACAGACCUGUGUAGUUGUUAAGGGCUGACGUGUGGGAUCAGGAAUUGUGAAAAGUUGUUAUUGAUUUUAAAUGCAGAGUGCAGUCUGUCCCUGACUGGCGGGGAAUGACUUAUUAAAUAAACUGUCAGUUCUUAGUUUAAUUAAAUAUUUUACAUAUUCGAUCUACGCAAUGCAACUAUUGUACGUUCACUUAUCCACCUACAUACACGUGUUCCAAUGAUUUUAGCAUAGACGGAAGUUGAAGAGGUUGCACUGUGUUCUUGCGUUUAUUUGCGUAAAGACUAAAUAAAAUUAAGAUUAAAUUAAAAUCCAACAUAUAUUCUUCACUUUAUUGAGCACAUGUAUGAUAUAAAUCGAGAGUACAUCGUCAAUAAGUGAACAGUAAUUUUGAUAAACUGGUUGUAAAAUAUUUAACUAACUAUUUGAAUUUUGUAAAUAUUAUCAUUAAACCAAAUAAAUACAGCUGUGCAGUUCUCGAAGAUACGUGACUUGCCGCUAUUCCCACGGACAGACUAAACGCGUUGGCUUUUUUAAGCAGUUUUGUUAAAUCUUUAUUGAUGUUUUUCACCUUGAGAUUCUUUAUUGGGUAGAUUUUAACCAAACACAUCGGUUGGUCCAAGUUUUAAAAUAUGCGACAAACAUUGCUUUUUGUUGCUAGCAGUGAUGACCUCCGCUGUAAGUACUAACAUCGAUGAUUUAGUACGAUUUUAGCCAUAAAUGUAAAAAUCAUACUGUACAAGAAAAGGAUUUAUUUAUAAAUGUAUAGUAAAUAUAAAAGAAUCUUAACAGUA